AUGCUCAUCCUGCCGCCGGGCUUGACCCCGGCCAAUGCCGCGCUGGGCGCGCUCGGCCUGGUGGCGGCGCCGGCCCUGGCGUGGUUCGUCCAGCCCCUGGUCUCCGCGAGGGCCCACCGGCGAAGGAGCUUCGAGUCCGAGGACUACUUCUGGGGCGUCGGGCCGGGCGGGGAGAGAUCAAACAAGGAGGCCUUUCCCGUCUGCGGGGACCCUCCAAGCAAGACUCUCAGCGUGAUCGUGCCCGCACACAACGAGGAAGAUAGGCUUCCGGGGAUGCUCAAGGAUACCUUCACCUACCUCAACACUCGCCGAAAAACUGCAGACAGCUCUUUCACCUAUGAGGUGAUCGUUGUGGACGACGGUUCGACGGACGGCACCGCGGCGGAGGUGUACCGCUGGGUCGAGAGGCUCGGCACGGACGUGGUCCGGCUCUUGACUCUCAAGGAAAACCAGGGGAAAGGGGCGGCAGUCGGGAAGGGCAUGCUGCGGAUGAGGGGAGAGUACGGUCUAAUGGUGGACGCAGACGCUGCUACUGAGAUCCAAGACCUCGACAGGCUGCUGAUCCGCAUGCGUGACGUCGAGAUGACUGGGGUCGGGGCGGGGGUCCGCGGGGCUGCGGUGGGGGAGAGGGGGUCCGGAAAGAAGCACGGGCUUGUGGUGGGAAGCAGGGCACACAUGGAGGGGGAGGCGGUGGCGAAGAGAGCCCUCCACCGGACAGUAUUGAUGUUCGUUUUUCAUUGGUGUGUGUCGAUCCUCUGCACCCGGACCAUCAAGGACACGCAGUGCGGGUUCAAGCUCUUCACCAGAGAUACAGCGGCCGUGGUGUUCAGCUCGCUGCACCUACAGCGAUGGGCCUUCGACAUCGAGCUCAUCUACAUCUGCCAGCUCAUGGGGGUGCCGAUGGCGGAGGUAGCAGUGAACUGGCACGAGGUUCCCGGAUCCAAGCUCAUCCGCUCCAAGCUCGACAUCAUCACCACAUCUGCGACGAUGCUCAGAGACAUGAUGUGCGUCCGCCUUUGCUACGUGCUGGGCGUGUGGGCCGUCGCAGAGCAGCCUUCGGGAGAGGGCAAGAAGCGCCGAUGA
This is a messenger RNA of Ectocarpus siliculosus, 1083 nucleotides long. NCBI's taxonomy places the organism in Eukaryota, Phaeophyceae, Ectocarpales, Ectocarpaceae. The record is from the annotation of a GenBank genome assembly.